Molecule: messenger RNA, 969 nt
Organism: Effrenium voratum
Lineage: Eukaryota; Dinophyceae; Suessiales; Symbiodiniaceae
Source: the annotation of a GenBank genome assembly
AUGCCCAACGACGACAUCACACACCCCAUCCCCGACCUGACCGGCUACAUCACGGAGGGCCAGGUGUUCGUGGACCGGGCUCUGCACAAUAGGCAGAUCUACCCGCCGAUCAACGUGCUGCCAUCUCUGAGCCGAUUGAUGAAGUCCGGCAUUGGCAAGGGCAUGACACGGGACGACCACCCCAACGUCUCCGAUCAGCUCUAUGCCAACUAUGCCAUCGGCCAGGACACCCGCGCGAUGAAGGCCGUGGUGGGUGAGGAGGCCCUCAGCGAGGAUGAGCAUAAGUACCUGGAGUUCACUGACAAGUUUGAGCUGAAGUUCUUGGCGCAGGGCGCAUACGAGAACCGAGACAUCUUCACUUCUCUGGACAUUGCUUGGACGCUGCUGCGAAUCUUCCCCCAGGAGUUGCUGAAGAAGAUCCCGCAGAAGCUGAAGGACAAGUACUACGACCGGGAGAAGGAGAUCCAGAAAGCUGUGCAGAGCUCCAACGUGGUGGUCAUCACAGACCCGAGGCGACAAAGCCUGGACCAUGAGCUGGACGACGAGCUCGCCAAGUUUCCGGAGUACUGGGUCACUCGCGACUGCCCGCAACCCUUCCACAACAUUGUGGAGUGCGGAACGGAAGAGCUUACCCACGUACAGGAGAUCAUGGACCGGACCAUGUAUGCUCCCGGCGAGGCACCGCAUCGAUGCAAGAUCCAGAAGCUCUUGCGUGUGGAGGAUUCCAAGAUGUGGAACACAUACGAGAGGAGCGUAGCAUGUCUUGCGGAAGCUCGCACACAAGAGGACGAGCCGCCUGAUGUGAUCCGAACGCCCCACUCCGGGACCGAGUGCCCCAGGCCUUUGACCUGGCGAGUCGCCUCGGAUGACUUCCGGAGUCGGCUUCGCCUCGAGUGCAAUGAGGCAUACUUAUGGCACGGCACAGACCGCAAAUCAGCCGAGAGCAUUAUAGGUGAUUGGCUGAGAUGA